This is a messenger RNA of Heterotrigona itama, 1431 nucleotides long. The record is from the annotation of a GenBank genome assembly. Lineage: Eukaryota; Metazoa; Arthropoda; Insecta; Hymenoptera; Apidae.
AUGAUAAAAUUGGAUUAUAUACCACUUUGUUGUGAAUGGAUAUAUUCUCCUGGUGAUGCAAUAUCUGCUGUAGCAGUUUCUGCUCAAGAAUCAAAUAAAAUUUUUAUUUAUGAUGGACAAGGAACUAGCACCCCAUUGCAUAUUUUUGAAAAAUUACAUACCAAGCCUGUAGUUGUCAUGAAAUACAAUUCUGCAUUUGAAACAUGCAUCUCUGUAGACAAAGCAGGUAUUUUGGAAUACUGGACAGGACCUAAAAUGGAGUAUAAAUUUCCUAAAUGUGUUACAUUUGAUUCCAAGUUGGACACAGACUUGUUUGAAUUUGCGAAAAAUAAAACUUAUCCAUGUGGAUUAGCGGUAUCACCAGAUGGUAGAAAAUUUGCUUCUCUCAGUGGUGAUAGGAAAGUUAGGGUGUUCAAUUUUCGUACUGGCAAAUUGUACAGAAUAUUUGAUGAAACGUUGCAAAGGUUUUCCGAAUUGCAACAAAUGACGCAACAAUUACCGAAUAUGGAAUUCGGGCGAAGAAUGGCAGUAGAAAGGGAACUAGAUAAAACAGAAACAAAUUUGGGAAAUAUCGUUUUUGAUGAAUCAGGUUAUAUAAUUUUAUAUAGCACAAUGUUAGGUGUGAAGGUCGUAAAUUUGUACACAAACCGAUGUAUUAGAAUUAUGGGAAAACCUGAAAAUAUUCGCCCUAUGCAAUUAGCUUUAUUUCAGGGGAAAGCCAGAAAGACUACAGCUGCUGUGACUGUGGAAAUGGAAGCUGCAGAAAACCCAACGUUAGAAAUGAAUCGUCCUGAUCCAACGCUUUUUUGUACAGCUUAUAAAAAGAAUAGAUUUUAUAUGUUCACAAGGAGGGAACCAGAGGAUACCAAAAGUCAAGAAUGUGACAGGGAUGUUUUCAAUGAAAGACCAUCAAAAGAGGAUAUUAUUUCCUCCACGGAAGCUACCAAUGUACAGAAGAUUUACGACACAGCGAUUAUUCAUACGGCUCUCGGAGAUAUUCAUUUAAAUCUUUUCGGGAAAGAUGUUCCGAGAACAGUGGAAAAUUUCUGUGUUCACUCGAAGAAUGGUUAUUACAACGGCCAUAUAUUCCAUAGAGUAAUUAAAGGAUUUAUGAUCCAAACUGGUGAUCCUACUGGAACUGGUACUGGCGGAGAAAGUAUAUGGGGAGGAGAAUUCGAGGACGAAUUUAGGCCACAUUUAAAACACGAUAGACCAUACACUUUAAGUAUGGCUAAUGCCGGAUCGAAUACGAACGGCAGUCAAUUUUUCAUUACUUUAACGCCAACUCCAUGGUUGGAUAAUAAACAUACUGUGUUCGGCAGAGUGGUAAAAGGAAUGGAGGUUGUGCAAAAUAUUAGUCAAGUGAAAACAAAUCCGAAAACCGACAAACCUUACGACGAUAUUCGAAUAGUCAGCGUCACUGUGAAAUAA